Messenger RNA from Daktulosphaira vitifoliae (grape phylloxera), 1098 nucleotides. Its product is annotated as neuralized-like protein 2. The transcript is spliced from 2 exons. Gene Ontology annotation, molecular function: ubiquitin protein ligase activity. Gene Ontology annotation, biological process: intracellular signal transduction. Bases 205 to 981 code for a protein of 258 amino acids. The record is from RefSeq and is a predicted model, not a curated record. Lineage: Eukaryota; Metazoa; Arthropoda; Insecta; Hemiptera; Phylloxeridae.
AUCGGACUAAUCAGUGAUUAGUGUGUUGCAAAGAAGUAGUUAAAAUUAAGUAAGAAUUUUAAAUGUUUGAAAAGUUUUUCUUAACAUUUAGUUAUGAUGUCCUUACGGGUGUUUGAGAGCGCAUUUUUAGUUUUAUUAUGACUUGAAAAAAUUGUUGCUUUGUUGAUUCAAGAUUAUUUUUUAUAGAAUAUAACUUAAAGAAAUAUGUCUGAAAAGCCGUUAGAUUGCCAUCAAACAAAAUUUCAUAGGUUUCAUGGUUACAACUUGAGUCUACACGAACAUGAUACUGUAGCUCAUCGAGAAAUGAGUUUUGCGAAUGCCAUAGUUUUUAGCGAAAGAUCUCUAUCCCCAGGUGAGGUAUUUUUAAUUGAAAUUGAAAGUAGUGAGAAUGGCUGGUCUGGCCAUAUACGUUUGGGUCUUACUCAACUAGACCCAGAUGCUUUACAACAUAGUGGACAUCUUCUACCUCAGUGCGCAAUUCCAGAUAUGGUUUCAAAUAAAGCUUUGGGUGAAUCGUGGGUUUGCGCUCUUACAAAACAUCAAGCAUGGUAUGAAGCUAAUUAUUUGACCCAAUACUUCCGCUUAGAUGGUAAUCAUAUAUACACAUCACGUGGUACAUUUCCCACCAGUAUCUUAAGGCCUUCGAAUGGAAAUAAAAUGGAUAUAUUACCAACAGACGUUGGAAGUCGUGUCGGAGUUGUGUAUUUACCUUGUGGCCAAAAUAUGGCCAUUAUGCAUUUUAUUAUUAAUGGAGAAUUUGUUGUACCACUUUCAAGAAGCAUUCCAUAUAAUGAUUGUCCUAUUAGAGCAGUAAUCGAUGUUUAUGGUGCUACUAAAAGAGUCCGUAUUAUCCAAGUUUAUAAUGUAAAUUCAUUACAAAGUGCAUGCAGAGAAACCAUUUUGAAAAAUAUAAAAGCAGCAUCAGUAUCAAAAUUACCUUUACCAAAUGCACUAAAAGAAUAUCUUUUGUAUAAGACUUAAUGAAAUUAUAAUUAUAUGUAGCCUCUCAAUUUAAUUUAUAUUAUUAAUUUAUCUUUACUGAAACAUUUUAUGUUUGUAAAUGUUUUUCAACUCUUUAUUAUUAUUUUUGUUUUAUGU